Cyphellophora europaea CBS 101466 is the source of this 1140-nucleotide messenger RNA. RefSeq lists its product as uncharacterized. Gene Ontology annotation, biological process: mitochondrial phosphate ion transmembrane transport. Lineage: Eukaryota; Fungi; Ascomycota; Eurotiomycetes; Chaetothyriales; Cyphellophoraceae. The record is from RefSeq and is a predicted model, not a curated record. The transcript is spliced from 4 exons. Gene Ontology annotation, molecular function: phosphate transmembrane transporter activity. Gene Ontology annotation, cellular component: mitochondrial inner membrane. Bases 1 to 1140 code for a protein of 379 amino acids.
AUGCCUGGACUCUUCCCAAAUCAAAGCACCAUCUACAAUACCUUUCUUCCUACCUCCCCGUUCUACAAGCCGGCCCCUGUAGAACACCCCCAAAAACGCCCGAUCUUCUCGUCGUGGAGCUCAGCCGAUGAAGUUAAGCAGAAGGCGGAGCAAGUUGCUGCUGACGCUGCAAAGCAAUAUGAGAAGGCAUCCAACAAAGCUCAGGCCAAGGUCGGCGGCAUCGAGCUCUACUCGGCCAAGUAUUAUGCUGUCUGUACCUUUGGCGGUAUCCUGGCUUGCGGCAUAACGCACACUGCUGUCACUCCCCUAGAUCUCGUCAAGUGCCGCCGACAAGUCGACUCCAAGAUGUACAAGGGCAACUUCGAGGCUUGGGGAAAGAUCGGCCGUGCAGAAGGUAUACGAGGUAUCUUCACUGGUUGGGGCCCAACCUUCGUCGGCUACUCUGUUCAGGGUGCUGGCAAGUACGGUUUCUAUGAGUACUUCAAGCAUCUCUACAGCGAGAUGGUUGGCGAAGAGAAUGCGGUCAAAUACAAGACCUUUGUUUACCUGGCCGGUUCCGCCUCUGCCGAAUUCAUCGCCGAUAUUGGUCUAUGCCCAUUCGAGUCUGUCAAGGUUCGCAUGCAGACCACGAUUCCUCCCGAGUUCUCUGGUACAGUUCAGGGCGUCAACUCAGUUAUUAGCAAGGAGGGUGUCGGAGGCCUGUAUAAAGGUCUAUACCCGCUCUGGGGCCGUCAGAUUCCGUACACUAUGAUGAAGUUCGCUUCAUUCGAAAACAUCGUCGCUGCCAUCUACAACUAUAUGCCUGGAACCAAGGACGACUACGGCAAAGGAGCUCAAACUGCUGUCGCGUUCAGUGGUGGUUAUCUCGCCGGUAUUCUCUGCGCCAUCGUGUCCCACCCCGCCGACGUCAUGGUCAGCAAGCUUAACGCCAACCGUCAGCAAGGCGAAGCGUUCGGUGCUGCUAUGGGCCGUAUCUACAAGGACAUUGGCUUCUCCGGUCUCUGGAAUGGUCUUCCCGUCAGAAUUGUUAUGAUUGGUACGCUCACCGGCCUCCAAUGGAUGAUCUACGAUUCCUUCAAGAUUUUCGUCGGUCUGCCUACGACCGGCGGAGGUGGCGAGAAGAAGGAGGCAAAGGCUUGA